UCUCAGUUUUUACCUUCCAGUAGCUCAUUCAAUUAUCUCUGUCUUAUCGGUGUUAGCAGUAAUUGUAGAUUAUAUCUAUACAUAGAAAAAUAAAACUUGUCUGGUACUCCUUUGCAGUACAAUGGAGGAAGUUAAGAGAUCUUAACCUGCUUUAGAAAUCAGCAAAACACUGAAGAUUUCCUGUCUUCACUCAGUUUUUUUUACCCUUCUCAAGAAAACUAAUUCUUUGUGUAAAAUUAUGGAAGAAAAGCUGGAUGAGAAGUGCUGCUAUGUAAUGAGUGAUAUUCUGAAUUAAACACAAUCAAACCUGCUGGUCACAGAUGUUUGAAAUCCCCCAAUCUCAGUGGUUCAUAUCCCCUAAAUAAAAGAAGUCAUAAAGAUGGAGAGAAUGAAACAAGGAUCCUUUCUGUUUCAUCUUCUUCUUCUUCUUCAUUUUCUACAAAUCUACAGCGCUACAGGUGAUAGCUGCCCCAGCCUUCCAAUUAAAAACCUCACUUGUUACAAUGACUAUAAUCAUACCAUUACCUGCGUGUGGAACAGCUCAACGGUCUAUGAUCAAACACAUGAUGAUGUGUGCACACUGAAUAAAGAAAUGGAACGUUCCAAUUCCUACAAAGCUUCCUGUGACUUAAAGCCGUUUGAUGUCUCAAUACCAGCCUUAAGAAGAUGCUCGCUGGUCUUCCCACCUUCAUAUGUUUUUUUUUCCUACAGUCAGUUAUCUAUUAAUGUGGGCUGCGACUCUUCGAAACAUUAUGAAGACAUUUCCUACAAGCCAAGUUGUCACAUAAAGCUGAAUCCACCAGGAAAACCUAAUGUGAACCAGACAACUGUGACCUGGGUAGCCCAAACUCAGAAACAUGUCAUUGAUCAUUUCAACUCUCAGCUACAGUGGAAAAAAAUUAAUAUGUUGUGGAAUGAUUCCUCUGUUAAGACUAAAGAAAUUAAAUGUGAAUUGCCAUGUGAGGCAAAACUGGAUCCCAGUUUGCUUAUAAAAGAUGAGACUUAUGAAGCGCGUGUUCGUGUGGAGGCUUCAGAAUCGUAUAGUAAGGGAACCUGGAGUGAUUGGAGCCCCACGGUGUCCUGGGUGUCACAAGUGGGAAUGGAGAAUCCAACAUCAGAGUGGGAUGUGGCUCAAGGUGCUUUUACCCUGGUAGCAUUGGGUCUUUUGCUCACUGGCAUAGUCAUCUUUAUCCGCAAAAAAAAACUAAUCUAUGUGGUGAAGAGUUUCAAAGGUGAACCGUUACCAGAUCCUAGGAAAUCUGACAUUUUUCAGAAUUGGUUUAAUCUGAAAUCUAAAAGUCAAGAAGUUUCCUUUACGUCAAGCUCUGAGAACCCUGCAGCCCAAACUUGGUUAAGUUCUCACUUUACUGGUGAAUACGUUCAAUCUUUCUUGAGCUCGGUGGAAAUCGUCUCUCAUGAAGUAACCUCCACUGUGGAUGCCAUGAUGUUCUGCAAGGCAGAUGUAAAGAUGAUGCCAGAAAGCAACACAUUUGAUUCCAGCAGCUCCAGCUUUUCCAACCCCAGUUACUCCAAGCUUUACCCUUGUGUGCCAAAUGAAAAUCCAAAGUCCUGUGCAGGUGAUGGCCCUUACAAGCCUGUUCAGGGUCAAUGUGACGACAAGAAAACUGAACAGGAUAAGGAAUUUUUGGCAAAAAAAGAUCUGGAAAUGGUCAAGUUGCUUUUUAUGAGAGCUAAUGAAACGGAUUCAGUGGUGGUCUCAGACUAUGAGAAGGUUGGAAAGCAACAGGCUGAGCGCCUCAGGCUCCACAGUGUAGAUUCAGGCAUGUGCAGUUGUGAAGAAGUCAGUCAGGAAAGCAUGGAGGCAGACUGCAUCAAUAUGACUGAAGGACCAGAUGAGGGAACAACCCACAUGGAGGAAAAAGAGGAGGAAGGCAGGGUAGGAAAUAAGACAAAAUUAGAUUUUAAGACAUUGUUUGGAGGCAGUGGGAACAUUUUGGCCAAAAACUCCAUUUGUUCCGAUUACAAACAAAUCCCCAAGCUCUGGUCAGAAGUUAGCAUGAUAGCUGAGGAAAAUGAGAGACAGAAAGACAGCACAGAGAAGGAUGAUAAGCCUUCUGAAACAACUUGCUUUCUUUUCCCUCCUCCUCUUCUCAGUGCCCUCCCACAGCAGCCAUUAAACAAUGAUGGGUCAACUUUAAGCUCAUUUUUACCACCUCUUCACGGUAAUGACAUACUUAAGCAGAUGGCUCUUUCAGGAAGUGCAUUGAAGCAGUCCUGUGCUGAUGGCUACAUGCCAGUGGGCAGAAAAAGAGCUGAUGAUUGACCUCAGUACAGUCAGACAUAAAAUAUCAUUUUUCUCAGUAUUUAACCAGUACCUAUUGUCUAAAUGGAUGGUUAGCUUCAAACAAUGUAAUUUCAUUAAACUGAACUUUUUGUACUGGUUAAUUUAUAAGUAUAUAUUAAAUAUGAGAAACAACCAAAUAUAUGAAUGUAUAUAAAAAAAUGCACUUUUGGUUAGCUGGUUAAAACAGCUGAAGCUCAUUGUGAAUGAAAACUCAUUCUGCUUCUUCCAUCCACUUUUCAAACUGGAUUGAGUUCGUUUAUUUUUUUUAUUUUUAUUUUUUGUGCAUAUCGUGAGCAGGUUUGAAAGGAAUACACUGGAAUGAAAUUAAAUAGAACAGCUAUUCUAACCCUUGUUGAACCUUUUUGGUUCAAGUUGUCAUCACAGCAGCAAGAAAAUGUAAACUAUUUAAAGACACUGUAUAUCGUUUUUUUGUUUGUUUUCUUUCCCAACAAAGCCCAUUUCUAUAGCUUUCAUACAAACAGUAUUGUUACCUUUUAAGAUUAUUAUCUUCUUUACAGUCAAUAUAAAUGCAAUGCAUUUCUGUCUUAUAGGACAUGAUGAGAGAAAAGACUAACUAAAAAAUCCUAAAAAAUGGAUCAGCACCUGAAUACAUAACAGAUAAGUUUUCAGUGUAUAACCCUCCAAGACCAAUCAGGUCUUCUAGUUCCAGUCUACUCUGUACACCCAGAACUAGAAACACACAUGGAGAAGCAGCCUUUAGUUUCUAUUUUGACGUAUCUGGAGUAAACUCCCAGAAGACUGUAAAAUGCUGAAAUCCUGAGUUCUUUUAAAUGAAAGUUAAAAACCCAUUUGUUUAGAACUGCCUUUGUCUGUUGUAGUUGGACUGUUAACUUAGGUAUUGUUAGUUAAAGGUUGCGAUCCAGCUGUUUUAUAUCCUUAUGUACCUCCUUUUAUCAUGUUUCUUUACUUGCUUUUAUUCUGCUUUUUGUUUUACAAAUGUUUUUUGCUUUUACCCUGCUUUUAUUUCUCUUCUAUUUUAUUAUCUAAUUCAUGUAAAGUACUUUGAAUUGUUCAUUUAGUACUUAAUUGUGAUAUACAAAUAAACAUCCCUUGCCUAA
Molecule: messenger RNA, 3384 nt
Organism: Cyprinodon tularosa
Lineage: Eukaryota; Metazoa; Chordata; Actinopteri; Cyprinodontiformes; Cyprinodontidae
Exons: 11
Coding region: 380-2284 (634 amino acids)
Biological process (GO): immunoglobulin mediated immune response; cytokine-mediated signaling pathway
Cellular component (GO): membrane; external side of plasma membrane
Molecular function (GO): cytokine receptor activity
Source: RefSeq, a predicted model, not a curated record